CCACCCAAUCUCCAAUUUCCCCGCAACGAAAAACAUAUCAAGUGACAUCACCGACAGCUUGAUACCCCGCGCCAGUCAUCAACAACAACUCCAACGAUACCUAGUUGGCUGAUUUCUUGACUGGAUGCCCUAUUCUGCCGACUCCAUAUAGACCAUUGCACUCAACCAUUGUACUCGACCAUGUUUUCUGGUCAUUUCCACGACGCAGUUCACGACCACUCCCAUGAUGGCCUUGUGAUCGACCAUGGCCACAGCCACGAAAUUCUUGACGGCCCUGGCAGUUACCUAGGACGGGAGAUGCCAAUCAUUGAGGGCAGGAAUUGGAACGAGAGAGCCUUCACAGUCGGCAUUGGCGGUCCCGUCGGCUCCGGUAAAACCGCCCUGAUGCUGGCGCUCUGCCUCGCACUCCGGGACAAGUACUCGAUCGCGGCGGUGACCAACGACAUCUUCACGCGCGAGGACGCCGAGUUCCUGACCCGCAACGCCGCGCUCCCCGCCGAGCGGAUCCGCGCCAUCGAGACGGGCGGGUGCCCGCACGCGGCGGUGCGCGAGGACAUCAGCGCCAACCUCGCCGCCCUCGAGGACCUGCACGCCCGCUUCAGCUCGGACCUGCUGCUGAUUGAGAGCGGCGGCGACAACCUCGCCGCCAACUACUCGCGCGAGCUGGCCGACUACAUAAUCUACGUCAUCGACGUCAGCGGCGGCGACAAGAUACCCCGGAAGGGGGGCCCGGGGAUCACCCAGAGCGACCUGCUCGUCGUCAACAAGACGGACCUGGCCGAGGCCGUCGGCGCGGACCUCGGCGUCAUGGAGAGGGACGCCCGCAAGAUGCGCGAGGGCGGCCCCACCGUGUUCGGCCAGGUCAAGAAGGGCGUCGGCGUCGACCACAUCAUCAAUCUGAUGCUCAGUGCCUGGAGGUCUAGCGGCGCCGAGGAGGUCUGUAGGGCGCAUGGCGGGCCGAAGCCGACACCCGGCUUGGAUGCCCUCGGUGCCUGAGAAGGGGGUCGUCCGGUCUUGUGGGAUUUUGAAACGAGGGGCAGAGAUACUUAGACUGCAAACAUACUAUAUGUUAUAAUGGCUCUGCUAGCCAAACUAGGUAGACUUAGGGGCUAAGUAAAACAAAGAAAAAGAAAAAUCCCACAAGAACAUCCCGUACACCGCAC
This is a messenger RNA of Phialemonium atrogriseum, 1163 nucleotides long. Its product is annotated as CobW/HypB/UreG, nucleotide-binding domain-containing protein. The record is from RefSeq and is a predicted model, not a curated record. Lineage: Eukaryota; Fungi; Ascomycota; Sordariomycetes; Cephalothecales; Cephalothecaceae. The transcript has 2 exons. The coding region runs from base 181 to 996 and encodes 271 amino acids. Gene Ontology annotation, molecular function: nickel cation binding; GTPase activity.